Molecule: messenger RNA, 1683 nt
Organism: Erythranthe guttata (spotted monkey flower)
Lineage: Eukaryota; Viridiplantae; Streptophyta; Magnoliopsida; Lamiales; Phrymaceae
Gene: PFK2
Product: phosphofructokinase 2
Biological process (GO): glycolytic process; fructose 6-phosphate metabolic process
Molecular function (GO): ATP binding; 6-phosphofructokinase activity
Source: RefSeq, a predicted model, not a curated record
UUUAGCUAUGGCGUUCCCGAUGGACAAUGCUGCCGGCGCCGGCGAAGACCGCCGCACGGAAGAAGGCAGCCUGACAAUCCCAAACAUCAAGCUGCACCGCCUGCCGCACCUGAAAGACUACCUACCCGAUCUCAAAACCCACCCGAACCCGCUAGACAACAACCCGUUUUUCCACCCCGUAUCCGAGUUCUACAUCACCCCCUCUGACGUCAUACUGCGCCACAUCCUCCACGAUCUCUCCGACAUCCCUUCACCGGGGCCCCACCCGGCUUACCACCGGGCCGGGCCGAGGAAGUGGGUAUACUUCGACCCGGCCGUCGUCAGGGCCGCCAUAGUGACGUGUGGGGGCCUCUGCCCCGGGAUGAACACGGUGAUCAGGGAGCUGGUGGUGGGCCUGUGGGAGCUGUACGGCGUGCGCGAGAUCUUCGGGAUACGGGCCGGGUACCGGGGGUUUUAUUCGGGUCAACCCGAGGCGUUGAACCCUAAGAUAGUUCACGGCUGGCACAAAAUGGGCGGCACGGUUCUCGAAACUUCCAGAGGUGGGUUCCAUUUGGACAAGAUCGUCAACUCUAUUCAGGAUCGUGGUUUCAACCAGAUAUACAUCGUCGGCGGCGAUGGCACUAUGCGCGGGAUGGUGGAGAUAUUCAACGAGAUCAAACGCCGUAGAUUGAACAUCGCCGUCGCCGGAAUCCCGAAGACGGUGGACAACGACGUCGGCAUCAUCGACAGGUCUUUCGGGUUCCAAACGGCGGUGGAGAUGGCUCAGCAAGCCAUCAACGCAGCUCACACGGAAGCGGAGAGCGCCGUCAACGGAAUCGGCCUGGUGAAGCUCAUGGGGCGGAGCACCGGCCACAUCGCCCUCCACGCCACCCUGAGCAGCCGUGACGUGGACUGCUGUUUGAUACCGGAGAACGACUUCUACCUGGAAGGCGAGAACGGGCUGUCGAUUUCCUCGGCAAACGGGCUGAAAGAAAACGGCCACGCGGUGGUGGUGGUGGCGGAGGGCGCCGGCCAGGACAUCAUACCGAAAACCGAUCACGGGUCGCACGUGCAGGAGAAGGACGAAUCGGGUAACCCGGUAUUUUCGGACGUGGGCGGGUGGCUGAAGUCGGAGCUGAAGAGGUGGUGGGAUAGGGACCACCCGGGGGAGCUUUUCACGGUGAAGUACAUUGAUCCGACGUACAUGAUACGCGCCGUUCCGGCGAACGCAACGGAUAAUAUGUACUGCACGCUGUUGGCGCACUCGGCGAUUCAUGGGGCGAUGGGUGGGUAUACAGGGUUUGUAUGUGGUCCGAUCAACGGGAACUAUGGGUAUAUUCCGGUGGAUGAGGUGGCGAGAGCCAAGAAUGUAGUUAAUACGAGGGAUCACAAGUGGGCUUGGGUUAGAUCUAUUACCAAUCAGCCUGAUUUUCAGACUACUUAGAGGCCCAAACUCUUUUUUUUUUUUUUUUUUUUUUUUUUUAAUUGCAUAUGAAAAAACGAAAUUAGUGCGAAAAGCAAAAAAGUUAAUCCACAAAAGUUUUUUAUGUAUGGUAAAAGACUAAAAGGAAGAAAUGCCAAUAAGUGUUGGAGGAUGAAUAAUUGAAUAUUCCAUAAGUUGAUGGGUUGCAUGUGAUAUUAUAUUUGUUUAUGUUUAUUUGCCUUUUAUGGUUACUACUUAAUAAUUUUCGUAAUUCUUUGGGU